Molecule: messenger RNA, 1916 nt
Organism: Diachasma alloeum
Lineage: Eukaryota; Metazoa; Arthropoda; Insecta; Hymenoptera; Braconidae
Product: sin3 histone deacetylase corepressor complex component SDS3
Exons: 9
Coding region: 317-1309 (330 amino acids)
Biological process (GO): negative regulation of transcription by RNA polymerase II
Cellular component (GO): Sin3-type complex
Molecular function (GO): histone deacetylase binding
Source: RefSeq, a predicted model, not a curated record
CCGGCUGUCUCGAAUUUAGCUAUAUAUAUACGACUUGACGUCCCCCACCACUCAGAUCCAAGUUUCUUCUUUCCCAUUCUUUCCUGGCGGCGAGAGGUGAUUUAACCUCAAGAAAGGGAUCAAAUUGUUUAUUGCUUAGAAAAUUACUAAGUAUUUUUGGAGUAAUUGAAUUCUCUAGAUGCUGUGGUGAAUUUGAGAGAUUUCUUGGAUGGAAACAUCUUGACGUGUUUGAUAAUCACUUGCAGAAGUGGAAGAAGUGAAUUUGUAAAUUUUAUAAUUCAAUAAAUAUUAAUCAAAAAGUGAAUUUUUUGGAGAAAUGUCGUACCAGGGUUCACCUUUUUCUGGGAGGUAUGGUCCCGAGGAUUAUGAACUCGAUGAGGAUAAUGAUGAGUACUUGGACGAUGAGAGAGAUGUUGAAGACCCUGAUGAAACUGAUGAAGAUACCGAAGAGGCAAGUGAAACAGACAUGGGAAAGUCUGAGGAGUACACAGAAAUCAAAGAGCAGAUCUAUCAGGAUAAAUUGGGCAAUCUAAAGAAACAACUACAACAAUUGAAAGAUAAUACUCACCCAGAGUACAACAAGAAGGUGAAGAGGCUGGAGGCGCAGUACCACGAGAGAUUACGGCUGAACGACAUUUAUCGUGAUUACCUGAUUGAUUGGGCCGAGAAAGAUUACAAAUUAGAGCAAAAAGCUGCUGCCAAAGAGUAUGAGGAGAAAAAAGUUGAUUUGAAAGAGAAUUUAUUAGCUGACAUGGAGGAGAAGAGAAAAAUGAUUGAAUCUGAUCGACAAACUAUGGAAUUGGCUGGAGAUUCCACAGAGCAAUACAAGGUGAAACCAGUGAUGACGAGAAAAUUAAGGCGAAGACCUAAUGAUCCCGUGCCUGAAAAGGUUGAAAAGAGGAGAAAAGUACUUCAAGUACAGGUGAAUUAUCUUUUGGAUGAGAAAGAGGUUGAGAGUGAUUUGAAAGCUAUCAGCAGAGGAAAAGUUAUGACUGCUGUGAGGAAACAGGUGGUCAUGCCACAUUAUAAUCCAGUAAAUAUUCCAGCGUCACACAUUCCACAGUUGUCUGAGGGCCCAUUAGUUGAAACGAAAAUUGAAGAUGGGAAAUUAUUAUACGAAAGACGAUGGUAUCACAGAGGGCAACCGAUUUAUGUAGAAGGAAAAGAUUUAUCCAAAUUUGCUGCUAACAUAUCAGCGAUUGGAACUGAAGCUAUCUGGGUGAAAAAAGUAUCGGACGCAUCGAAAGUCCGAAUAUUUACAGCUCAAUUGAGCCGUGGUAAAGUAUCAAUAAAGCGUCGUGCCUCAUAACAUAAAAAAAAACCGAGGAUUGUCCUCAGACUCUCGAGAUCACGUGAUUGUAACUCAAAUUCAAAUUUUUCCUCUCAUCUACCAAGUGACGAUGAUAAUUCAUUCUGACAGUACUUGUUUUCUGCCACCACCAGUACCAAACAUUUUUCUGGUAAUCAAGGGUCCAAAAUAUCCAGAUAAAGUAUGAAAAAACUAUUAAAAAUAUGAGAAAAAUGAGGGAAUAGUUAGUCCACUUUGCUGGUGGAAAAUUAUCAAAAUUAUCUGAUGAAUAAAAGUCGCCAGCAACGAUAAAGAUGUAUAUCGCAGCGAGGGUCAUGGUCGUGAGGGCCAAACAACGUAUGAGGUCGAUCUUUGGUGGUCGUAUGGAUAUUUGAAGAUCCCCGGGGGAUUUUUUGAUAAAUAUCAAGAGAGAGUGGAGGGGUUGAUGCCGUGGGGUUCUUUCUACGUCGAAGGCAAAACCACAUACCUCGCAGCUAGAUCUGUUAGACUCCUCCAGCCAUCUCUCGAGGCAGGGCUGGUGAACUGCACCCAUUGUGCCCUGAAAAUCAUUCGUUAUCAUUUUUUUUUAAGGGAUGUAUGUGAAAAAAUUAAAUGGAAUAACUCAACA